AUGCAUUCGACCUUCCACGUCCAAAAUGGGAAUUUCCGUACAUGUGGCGAAAUAGUCGCCACUUCAAUUACACAAGGUGGCUCAUCACCAUGUUUUCUGCAACCAUGUGCAUUUGACGCUCUGUGGAAAGAACUUGACGUGUUAAAUAUUAGUGAUGAAGAUCUAACAAAAAGAAAGAACAUUCGGUUCUCGACGAGGUGAGAGCCAAUUGUUUGACUCAUACCGAUCUCAUCAUUGAAAAUUGCUAUUCAGGUGAAGUAACCAUUGACCAGCCUAGACCUAGGCCUUCUAUUUUUAUUUAUAUUUUUUUAAUAUUCAGCGCUUUUUCACAUGAAAAGACUGGGACUAGAUAAUUUGGGGACGGGGCGGAGGAAGGACACAAGCCUGACGCAAGCGAAAAUAUAGAAGGCCUAGUGGAUUUCCCAACAACAAGGCCAAAACUUCCCUGAAACUGCCCUGAUUGCGAAAUGCCCAAUUGUUGCGUUCUCAAACAGAAUUAUUUGCAACUUAACAGCGAAUUUAAACCGAUACAGGUAAAAUAAACUCAUUUAUAGUAUAAACUUACUAUUUUUAUUUGUAUACACGUUUAGAAAAUCGGGGUUUUUAUCAUAAAGUUUGAAACAACACUAUUUAUAUAUGUUGACAAGGUGUAGCGAAACGGCACAAAAUAAUAAUUCUUUUAUUCGCAAGACGAUCUACUGUUUUGCUUUGAAUAACUAUAUUUGCGAAUUGGGAAUGAGGAAUUUGAAAUUAGUGUUCAAAUAUUACAGAUAUACCAUUUGUAUAAACAAUGUACGUUUUUAUAUACAGUACUGUACGGGCUAAUAAUACAUGUAUCCGUUUUAUUUUGUAUAUUUUACAAACACAAGACUGCUUCUUGCCAAAAUUGAGAAAAUAUAUAUUAAUGUACUUGUGUAUAAGACAAAAUUUCAUGAAAGAUUCUACUUUUGGUAUAUAGGCCUAUUUUGACUCAUUUUGUUCUUUCGCUACACCUUGUCAACAUAUUAAAUAAUAGUGUUGCUUCGAACUUUAUGAUAAAAAACCGAUUUUCUAGACGUGUAUACAAGUAAAAAUAGUAAGUUUAUACUAUAAAUGAGUUUAUUUUACCUGUAUCGGUUUAAAUUCGCCGUUAAGUUGCAAAUAAUUCUGUUUGAGAACGCAAUAAUUGGGCAUUUCGCAACCAGGGCAGUUUCAGGGCAGUUUCGGCCUUGUUGUUGGGAAAUCAACUAGGCCUCCUAGGCUUGCUUCCUCCGCCCCGCCCCCAAAUCACCUAGUCCCAGUCUUUUCAUGUGAAAAACCGCUGAAUACUAAAAAGUAUAAAUAAGACUAGAAGGCCUAGGUCUAGGCUGACCAUUGACCACGUUGAAGAAAUUGUCAAUUCCCUAAAAGUCAGUUUUGUAAAUCGCCGAUACUUCUAUAUGAAUGAGUUCAAAAUUGGACUUAAUGCAUAUGGUUUGGGCGACCUAAUCUCUUCUCACCCAGAUAUCUGCAUUUUUCCUUGAAGAAUUCCAUGAUGUAACUUUACCCGACGGAGACUACCUUUUUAUCCUUCUGAAGCCAAAGUAUUCACCCGAGUCAACAACCAAACGAGUCAUCGAAGAAUCCAUGAUGCACCACUUGCAGGACCUCCUCAUAUCUUUUGAAGAUCAAGAAAUUACCACUAAAGAUAGCAGCUCCUAUAGCUUGCAGAGAAGGUGAUGAUGAUGGUAUUGACGGAGAAGCAUUUCAAAGCACUAGUAGCACAGCAGAAGACGUUUUGGAGGAAGCCGAUCUAUCAGUUGCCGGCAUUAUGGGUUUGUUAACUGGACAAAAGCACAAGCAUAUGUUUGAAAAACAACCUACGAUUACUGUCCAUUUUCACGAGUGCCUUGCUUGUGGCAAGAAUCUCACUCUUCCUGUUGCCCAUAUGAAGAGCAAAGAAGAAUUCAAAAACAUUUUUGUUAACGGGCAGGAAUUUGCUAAACCAUAA
This is a messenger RNA of Paramuricea clavata, 1969 nucleotides long. NCBI's taxonomy places the organism in Eukaryota, Metazoa, Cnidaria, Anthozoa, Malacalcyonacea, Plexauridae. The record is from the annotation of a GenBank genome assembly.